This is a messenger RNA of Aphanomyces astaci, 3869 nucleotides long. RefSeq lists its product as hypothetical. The coding region runs from base 18 to 3680 and encodes 1220 amino acids. The transcript has 8 exons. The record is from RefSeq and is a predicted model, not a curated record. Gene Ontology annotation, molecular function: microfilament motor activity; actin filament binding; ATP binding. Gene Ontology annotation, cellular component: actin cytoskeleton; cytoplasm; myosin complex. Gene Ontology annotation, biological process: actin filament organization; vesicle transport along actin filament. NCBI's taxonomy places the organism in Eukaryota, Oomycota, Saprolegniomycetes, Saprolegniales, Verrucalvaceae.
CUGCGCCCGCCGCUGCCAUGACGUCCGACGACCAGCCAGAGAAAAUCCGUGUGGGCGACCUGUACUGGAAGCAAAUAGGGAGCAAUGGAUGGGUGCUGGGGAAAGUUAGUGCGUACGACGCCGACACCACCACCGCGACGUUCGAUCUCGUCGACGAAGACUCGGGCGAUGUGCUUCAACCAGUGCAACAGGACCUCAUCAACGUGACCAUGACGCCAAUCUUUCCGUCCAACCCGUUGUUCAGCACGUGUGCCGAUAUGACGUCGCUGCACCACUUGCACGAAGCCGCCCUGGCCAAGAACUUGCAGGACCGAUCUGUGCUGUCCAACCAGCGCCCGUACACUUUCAUGGCAAACGUGUUGAUCGCAAUCAACCCCCUUCGGUACCUCGAGGAGCCCGAUAAGGACGGAUACAUUGGCCAGUCGCUCGACAAGUGCCCUCCGCAUCCGUACCACGUCGCCGAGAGUGCGUAUCGGCAGUUGGCGACGGUGCGUCCCGUGAUGCAGAACCAAUCGAUCAUUAUCAGCGGCGAAAGCGGGUCGGGCAAGACGGAAACGUCCAAGAUCAUCCUGGACUUUCUCACGGUGCGCGCCAUGUCUCACCGCCAGAGCGUGGACGACAGCGGCAACGAGCCCGAGGUCACGCGCGUGUCCGUCCGCCACGCGCCGCGCGUGCUGUCGUCGUUCUCAAGCCGCGACGCGCCGAGUAGUGUCGUCGGGGUGUGGUCGUCCGUGACGUUGGGCGACCGGUUGAUGGAGACGAUCCCGAUCCUCGAGUCGUUCGGGAACGCCAAGACCCACCGCAACCACAACUCGAGUCGGUUCGGCAAGUACAUGCGGCUGCAGUUCUCGUCGCGGCACCACCACCUCACGGGCGCGUCCAUCGACACGUACCUUCUGGAAAAAUCUCGGCUCGUGCAUCCGCCGAUGGGGGAGCGCAACUUUCACAUCUUUUACGAACUGCUUCGGUCUGGCCGCGUGGACCUGCUGGACCCGCUGCAUCUGACGGCGUCGCUCGAUGCGGAACACAUGAUCGCGUCGUUUCAGUACCUGAACCGAUCCGGAUGCACCGCGAGGAGCGACGCUUUGGACGACGCCGCCAACUUCCACAAGCUCACGGACGCGCUGCAGCUGGUCGGCAUCGACGCCGCCAUGCAAGUCGACUUGUUUCGACUCGUGGCGGGGGUCCUGCAUCUUGGGAACGUGAGCUUUGUCGAAGAAGAGACGGAUGAAGGCACGACGGCGUGCAUCAGUCCGGGGCAAGAUGCGUUGGAGGUGGCCGCGGCGCUCCUGGGCAUGCAGAAGGACCUGCUGUCUUCCGCGAUGCUCAACAAGCGCAUCACCCGCAGCAGCAGCAGUCGCCGCAACUCAAUCUACUACCUCAAAAAGGACAUCCGACAGGCCACGUACAGCCGCGACACGAUCGCCAAGACCGUGUACGAGCUCGUGUUUACGUGGCUCAUGCGACGAUGUGCGAGCGCGCUCGAGUACAACGAGGCGCUGCGGGACGUGCUGCCGUACAUUGGCGUGCUCGACAUCUUUGGCUUUGAGGACUUUGAGCCGCACAAUCGCAACUCAUUUGAGCAACUGCUCAUCAACUACGCCAAUGAAACGCUCCAGAGUAUCUUCAACACGUGCAUCUUUCAGGCCGAGCAGGAACUGUACAAGUCCGAGCACAUCCACGUACCCAACAACGUCGCGCUCAUGUUUCCAUGGGCGUCUACAGGCGGCGACCCACUGUAUGCCGCGACUACUACUGCCUCCUCCAACGCCACAAAGUUGAUGGCAGAUCGUUUGAACGACACGAGCGAAUUGAUCUCGUACGUGGACAACCAAGAGUGUCUGAACCUCAUGGCGUCUCGCUCUGGAGGUGUGUUUUCGACCAUCGACGCGAUUUCGCGGUUGCCAGGGCCGUCCGACAAGAAACUCAACGAACGGCUGCACACGCUGUUCAAACGACACUCGUGUUUCCCGACGCCGCACCCCAAGGAAGCGCACGAGAUGUUUUGCAUCGUGCAUUAUGCGGGCAUGGUCAAGUACCACAUUGACUCGUUCAUUGACAAGAACAACAACAUCAUCUCGGCGCAGUUUGAGGAGCUCAUGGCCGCGUCCAAGUCGACGAUCUUGCAAGCCCUGCCAGUGUCCCCCCCGACAUCAUCAUCUUCGCCGCCAAACAGCAACAACCAACGGGGCGGCAGUGUGACGCAAAUGUUCUCGGUGCAGAUGCGGGGCCUCGCGAGUGAACUGGAAGGCACGCGCUGCAACUUUAUCCGGUGCAUCAAGCCCAACGCAGACAUGGAAGUGGGCAAGUUUGAUCGAGCUAGCGUCGUGGACCAGCUGCGGUGCUCCGGGACCGUCCAAGCAUGCUCCGUGCUUCGCGUGGGGCUGCCGACACGGAUCUUGUACGCCGAAGUGGUCGACACGUACCUUCCCGUGGUGGGCCACGCCUUGUACGAGAAAUUCAACUGCAACGAACGGCUCUUCACGCAAGCCAUCUGUGCGGCGCUGGCGUUCCCCACAGAUGCAUACAGACUCGGCGACACGCGGCUGUUCUUCCGCACAGGCAAGAUUGAUCUGCUGGACAAGCUUCUGAACGUGACCAAGAUGGAAGAUCAAAUGCCGACGAUGCUCGUCAACUACCUCGUCAAGCGGCGCUGGCUGUCUGCCGUGACCAAGGUCAUGGUCUUUAAAAUGUGGGAACGCGUGUUCGCCGAGGUCCGUUUCCGGCGGUCGGCGCUGACGCUGCAGUGCUGGUGGCGACAGGUUCAAGCGCGCAAGGAGCGCCAGUCGCUCGCCACCCAAGCGCGCGUGGCGUCCAUGUUGGCCAAAUGGACAAAGAAACUGAAAGUGAUGAAGUCAUUUGAGGGCAAACCCGACGACAAAAUCGACUUGCUCAACAAGUUGCUGGCAAAGCCCGUGGUCGCCCCCAGCCAAAAGUGGCUGCUCACGUGGCUCGGGCCGUUGCAGCGCGCCAUGUACGUCCAGAAACUGUGUCGCAAGGCGUGCGUGGCGUACCUGGCCAAGCGCGGCUUUGUCUGGCUGCUCCAACAAGUCAAAGUCAAGCGGGCCCAAUUGCUCCUUCAAACCCAGGUUCGCAUGGUGCUGGCCAAGCGAAGGCUGCAGGAACUCGUGCGCAGGCGUCGGGCGCGGGACCAUUGGCGCAAAGCGUUGUUCGGGGCACGGAUGCUGUCGAUCAUGAGUCGCCAGUUCCGCCGCGUGCAUUUGCAUCGGUUAGAGCAAGGCCAGAUCGAGCUCACGGCGGCCAACGAGGCGCUGCAGAGUCAGGUCCAGCACUUGACGGCCAAACUGGACAGCGUCGAGAUGGACAAGCAGCACCUGCAGCGACUGGUGACGUCCACGGCCGCGUCACUAGCUGAGCGGGAAGCGCGGCUGCAACGGUUGGAAGCCAAGAUCCAGUCGGAGAACAAAGAGUCGCUCAUGCUGCGCAUUUUCAAAUUUUUCACGUGCAGCAGCAGCAGCAGUGUGUCGUCCAGUCGUCGCCAACGCAAACAAAGCGUCGACGAAGACGACGACGAGUCCGAGUGCUCGAUGACCACGUGCACGAGCGACGAAAGUGCCGACGAUGUGACGGUCCAGCGCGUGCGCAUCACCCCCCCGACGAAAAAGAAGCAGCAGCCUCCUCGCAACCACGUGUGGAAAGUCAGCCGGUUCUGCUUUUAACCAGAGUAUGUAGUGUACUAGUCGUCGACGCAUCAACGGAAGUGCAUCGAGAAUACGCUAUAUAUAUAUAUAUAUUUAUAUAUAUCAACACGAGCCGCCGCCGUCCAAGCCAGACCGCCGUUGUCGACUGAAGACCGGUCAAGAGAAGUUUGAAUGUAACUUAUAUACAUACAUAUAUAUAACCAACCC